This is a messenger RNA of Suillus fuscotomentosus, 363 nucleotides long. RefSeq lists its product as uncharacterized. The record is from RefSeq and is a predicted model, not a curated record. The annotation marks the transcript as partial. Lineage: Eukaryota; Fungi; Basidiomycota; Agaricomycetes; Boletales; Suillaceae. The transcript is spliced from 3 exons.
AUGGGCGUGAAUCAUCCCCAACUUGCUGGCAUGCUCUGUCUGAUCAAACACCUUGCAGCCUAUCGCGAGAAUCCCAAGAAGUAUGUAUAUAGUAUCUACUCAUUGCAAAGUGGCCAUAUCAAGAUGCAUGCUGCUGCAUGGCCUGCAUUUGCAUAUGAGGGCGACUCACCUGGAGAGAAUUUCAAUCCACUUGAUAUGCAGAAUGGCCUUUUCAAAGGCUAUCUUAUGAAACAGCACAUAUUCAAGGGCCCUUCCUCCGCUCUGGCCAAUGAUGGAGAGGUUGUUACAACUCGCUCUGGUAAUACAAAGCUUCACAACAUGCUGAAGGUGGAUGCUGAACAUGUGGCCUAUACAUUCAUUCAG